Dentiscutata heterogama is the source of this 521-nucleotide messenger RNA. The record is from the annotation of a GenBank genome assembly. Lineage: Eukaryota; Fungi; Glomeromycota; Glomeromycetes; Diversisporales; Gigasporaceae.
AUGAAAACUGUAAAUAUACCUGAAAUGUCUCUUGGAAUUGAUAAUAAAAAUAUCUUUACCAAGAUGAAAUUGAAGGUGAAAGUGAUGGAUGCCAAGCGUGCAUCAAAUAUUGAAGUUCUACAGAGCCAGGUUACGAUAGUAAAAUUUACACAAUUGGUUCACUGUUAUGGGAACGGGAAUAGAACUAACAAGGUUGAAAUUAAUGUGCCCAGUCGUUAUCAAAAAUCUGAUGAAGGGAAAUGCAAAACGUUUAGGUGGCUUUUGGACAAUGGCGGAUGUAGCAAUUUGAAAGAACGACACAGAGAUUUGUUGUCAAAACGGCAUGAAGGCGUCCGUAAAAGGAUCUGUUGGGAUCGAUGGAUUCGACGACAUGGUGUGGUCAGUCGUGAAUGGAGGAAGUUAUCGUUGGAAAAUAAUUCCGUUUUUCUUCUACUUGUUCUUCCUUGUAUCAACAUUAGAACUAUUAUCCAGAAUCUAGAAACAGUCAAGCGGAAACUUGGAAGUCGAAAUCAAGUCAAAAC